ACAAUAAAUUUAGCUAAGUUAAAUAGUCCAUUCUGUCUCUAAGGAACCUCCAGCAAUGAGUUACUAUUUACCCCUGUAAAGAUUCUUCCAUGUCUCCCAGGGAAGAGGCUAACAUCAAUAAACUGGUGACGUGGUGAUGUGUAUAUAGUAGCUUUGAUAGAGGUUCCCUGUGUUACACAACUGUACAAGCUCCCCGGACCAGUAACUCAGUUGGUUUAUGAAUUUUAAAUAAUCAUGGCCAAUUUUAAAGGACACGCUUUGCCAGGAAGCUUCUUUCUCAUAUUUGGUUUCUGGUGGUCCUUAAAGUACCCAUUUAAAUAUGCCUGCAAGAAAAAUAAAAAAGUUUGUUACCUUGGGUCAAAAGCAGGUUUUCAGAAGGUGGAAUUAAUUGAAGGGGUUGUGAAAGCUGCAUUUUCUCUAAUAGGGAUUCUAGCUGAGCAGUUUGUACCUGAUGGACCUCACCUAAAACUUUACAAUUAUGAAGAGCAACACUGGCAUUAUAUAAUGAACUGGCAACAUUCUACUAUGUAUCUCUUUUAUGGCAUCUCAGGAGUGGUUGAUAUUAUCACUAACACCACCAAAGCUGUCCCUGUAGCCAUUGAUCGAUUGAUGCUCUCGAUUGCUGUCUUUGUUGAAGGCUUCCUUUUUUACUACCAUGUUCAUGGCAGACUGAUGCUAGAUGUUCACGUGCACCUGCUUCUUUUGGUGGCUAUAUUUGGAGGAGCUAUCUGCAUAUUCAUUGAGGUCUUUCACCGCGGUAACAUUAUUCUGGAGCUCUUCAGGUCUAGCUUGUGUAUAUUACAAGGCAGCUGGUUCUGGCAGAUUGGCUUUGUACUGUACCCACCUAAUGGAGGCCCAGAGUGGAACCAAACUGAUCACAACAACAUGAUGUUUAUCACAAUGUGCUACUGCUGGCAUUAUGCAUUUGCACUGUUUAUCAUUGCAAUGAAUUAUGGCAUUGUGACAUGGGUAGUUCAUUCGAAGUUGAAGUGUACUCAGCCCAGGGAAAUGGAAUUACUGAAAUCACAUGAGCGAGAGCAAGAGUCAGAAGAUGAAAUCUAGCAGAGAUUUCCUUUCACCUCUGUCCUUUGUGGUUAUGUAUUGUUUACUUUCCAAACCUGUACUGUAUCAUUACUGUUCCAGAUGCAAUAGCAGUAAUAUAAGGAUUGAUGCAUGACUAUGUAUACAAGAAAUGCAUUCAUAUGAUGUCUGUGAAUUACAAAUGUAUUAUUAUUAUUAUUAUUUGUUAAAAAAAAAAAUCCACAGCUUUAUAAAUCUAGGUUAGUUUCAUUAUUAAUCAAAAUGAAACAUUGCAUUUGAUUGUACUCCUUUAAAGGGACAAUAAGCACCUUGAUCAUUUUAUAUUAAAGGGACAUGAAACCCCAACAUUUUCUUACAUGAUUCAGAUAAAGAACACAAUUUUAAACAACAUUCCAAUUUACUUCUAAUAUUUAGUUUUCUUCCUUCUCUUGUUAUCCUGUGCUGAAAGGUUUAUCUAGGAAAGCUCAGGAACAGCAAAGAACCUAGGUUUUAGCUAUUGAUUGGUGGCUGCAUAAAUAUAUACCGAUUUUCAUUGGCUCAUCCAUUUGUUCAGUCAGCAACCAGAAGUGCAUUACUGCUCAUUUAACAAAGCAUACCAAGAGAACGAAGGAACAUUGAUAAUAGGAGCAAAUUAGAAAGUUGCUUAAAAUUACAUGUUCUGUCUGAAUCAUGAAAAAAAAUGGGUUUCAUAUCUCUUUAAUGGUUUAGUUAUACAUAGUGAAACAACUUUGCAAUAGACAUUCUUUAUUUAUUACGUCCCCUUUCUAUGUAAUAUAGCGCAGAUUUUUUUUUAACAUUUUUACACUGCAGACUCCUCAAGAUCAACCCUGCUACAUAUAUGUCACUGAUUAGCUUUAGCUAAAGACAACUGCAAAACAAUGCACUUUAUACUAACAUUAUGACAAUCAUCAGCGGUUGCCGCAACUGUAGACGGAGAGACCGAUAAGGAGAAAGUACACAGAUUCCAGGUGAGACGUAGUUAGCAGCUCUUCACUAGCAGUGCGGUGCCUCAGAAUGGCGAUGGGAACCAAUACGCCAACAUGAAAAACAGGAGAGCAAGCAUCUGAGCACUCAAGGGGGUAAAAUUAA
Messenger RNA from Bombina bombina (fire-bellied toad), 2130 nucleotides. It is a transcript of the gene TMEM45A, whose product is annotated as transmembrane protein 45A. The transcript is spliced from 6 exons. NCBI's taxonomy places the organism in Eukaryota, Metazoa, Chordata, Amphibia, Anura, Bombinatoridae. The record is from RefSeq and is a predicted model, not a curated record. Bases 235 to 1062 code for a protein of 275 amino acids.